ACCAGUAUAUAAGUUGACGAAAAUUACUGGACGCGCGGAUUUAGAAGCCACAGCGGGGCAGGAAUCCAUGACGUCAACAAUGGCGGAGCCCCCCACCCUCCACUCCAUUCCGUCCAUCGGCGGUGCCUCUUCAUCUUCCAUUGGCGGCGGCGCUUCAAAUCGCCGAUCGUACAGCUGCUACAACUGCAACUUCUCCUUCCAUAUAACCCCCACCGCCAGCACAUCCGCAUCUUCUCCCUCCUCUUUCCGCUGCCCUCGAUGCCAUCACCGUCACCUCAUACCCCACCACACCGUCUCUCCCCCGCCACCUCCUCCACCUCCCUCUACUCUGACGCCGCAAAAUUCUGAUUAUGGCACUGGUUCAAGCAUCUUUGCUUACACCUCCGAUGAGUCGGACUCUGAUGAGGACUACGAUUCAGAUAAUUCGCUUCUAUCCUUCACAACUCCCAAUUUCCAUCCAUCUACACCUGCUUUGAAAUCAUUUGUCGGUUCACUUCCGAUUAAAACCUUUGCCCCAAAUUCAACUCCUUCACUUCCGUCGUGCUCAAUUUGCAUGGAGGAUUUCGAGAUCAAUCCAGGUAGUUCCUUAACAGUCAAUGAAUUGCCUUGCGAGCAUUAUUUUCACAAGGAUUGUAUUGUUGAGUGGCUUAAAAGGAGUAACACUUGCCCUCUGUGCCGCUACAAAUUCCCCGUCGAUCCCAACCCGGGAGAGGGAAUUGACCCGGGCGAGAAUCAGUGGGAAGUGGAGUAUGAUGCGGUUUUGGUGGUGGAUUUAGCUCCGAUAAGAGAGCCUGCGGUGAUUAGUGUUAAUGGGGAGAGGAGGGUUAACGGGGAGGAGAGUCUGAUUCCAAAUGCUGCAGCCUCAGGCUCUGAUAGACAGGUUUCAAGUCCGAAUGAUGGGGAUAUAAGUGGGUGGGAUUUCGACGCAAUGCAUGAUGAGGAUGGUGAUACCUUGAUGGUCGACGCCGUACAGUGUUGAUCAGCAAGGUGUCCGAUGCGUAUUCAGUUAUGUAUUUUUGGUUGAUGUAACGUCAGUUUUCUUGAAGAUCUUGGAGUUGAUUUCUCCUAGGAGCUUACAAACAUGGACCUGAGAAAGCAGCAGCUCUUCCGUGCAGAGUUUUGUUUUUUGUUUUGUAUAGUCUUUUUAGUAUCAAAACUUGAGUAGGGAUGGACCAGUAUAUCAACUGCAAGAGGUUUCUUGGA
Molecule: messenger RNA, 1203 nt
Organism: Sesamum indicum (sesame)
Lineage: Eukaryota; Viridiplantae; Streptophyta; Magnoliopsida; Lamiales; Pedaliaceae
Biological process (GO): ubiquitin-dependent protein catabolic process
Cellular component (GO): nucleus
Molecular function (GO): zinc ion binding; ubiquitin protein ligase activity
Source: RefSeq, a predicted model, not a curated record